Molecule: messenger RNA, 1815 nt
Organism: Paramecium primaurelia
Lineage: Eukaryota; Ciliophora; Oligohymenophorea; Peniculida; Parameciidae
Source: the annotation of a GenBank genome assembly
AUGAUAAGUAAUUAAUAUGAUGAACUUAUGAAUAGUGAAUUUGAUGUAAGAGAAUUCAUACUUAAGAAUUUUGUUUAAGCUAAUUUUGAGAUCAAUUAUAAAAAGAUAGAAUAAUCAAUGCCAUAAAUUGCUUAAAUAUAAUCAUAAACAUGUGAAGAUAUUGCUAGUUCUGUAGAUAAUAAUUUAGAAGAUUAUGUUGAAAUAAGUACAUAAUUAACAUCAUUGUAAUCUUAAUUGGAUAAUUUAACACUCUAAUUUAGCAAUAUAACUGAUAUUAUUGUAUUAACUUAAGAUAAUUUGUAAUAAAGAAUAUAUCAAAUUAAUGUCAUUGUUGAAAAUCUUAAAUUAAUAUAAAAUCUUCAAUAUAGUAUGAAAGAUUUAAGGAAAUUAAUUAAUAUAUUAGAGAGUGUAGAUUUAAGUAAAGGAAUGUCUAAUUAUAAUCUACUUGAAACUAGUGAAUUAAUUGUAAAAUCUAGAUAAUUAUACACUGAAUUAGAUAAAUCACCUCAUUGUAGAUAAUUAAUGUAGUAAUUUGAUUUAUUGUAAAUAAUUCAAUAGAAUUAAUGUUAAUUUUAAAAUUUAUUAGAAAAGGAAUUUGUGAAUUGUUUAUAAAAUUUUAAUUCAAUUAAAUUUGCUUGUAUUCUAAGAUCAUUUCAAAAAAUGUAAUUAAAUAAGACACCUGAGAAAUUACUUGUAUAAUUUUUAUUAAAACCAGCAUUUGAUUUAGCCUUUUCUAAAUUAAAUAAAAAUUUAUUAACAAAAGAUACAUCAAAUUUAGAGUAGUUUUUGUAAUCAGUAUUAUAAAUAUAUGAAAAUAAUAUAGAAAUAGCUAAAGUAGAAACUGAAACAUUUUCAUUUAAAAAUAUAUUAGUAGAAUUACUCUAUAUAUAUUUAUCUACUAAAGAAUGUGUUAAUAUAUAUUCUUUAGGUGUUUUAGAUUUAUUUUAAUAAAAUUAUUAGAAUAUUUAAAAUGUGAAAUAAACUCUUAAAGUAAAUUUUGAGAAGGGAUCAGAAGUUGAAAAAAAGUUUAUGGAGAAAUGGAAUUUAUAAACAUAUUUUUCAAUGAGAUAAGCAGAAAUUAUUAAAAAAUUAGAAUAAGAACUUUAAAAUUAAUUAACUAAUAAUGAAUACAAUUUUCAUUUAGUUUUAUAAAAUAUUAUAGAGAAUUGUUUUUCUUAAAAAGUUUAUAUUUCCUUAUUAAAAUAGAAAUUUAAUACAUUAGCUAUAUAAAUUAUAACAAGAUUUUGCAAUUUCAUAAAAACAAAUAAGAAUUAAAUUUAAAUUGAAAAGAUUCCAUUUUUAAUAAAUAAUCUAUCAAAAAUAAAUUUAUCAUAAUUACAAUAAGACAUUAUAGUUUUAUAAUUAGAUAAAAUAAAAUUAGUAAUAUCAGAAUUAAUAGAUAUUGCAAUAGUAUAGAUAAAGAUAGAAUGUUAAUCAAAUUUAGAACCAUUUAGUGGUAUACCAGCUAAAUUUAGAAUGACAAAUAGAGAUAUGCCAAAUUAGCCUUCAAAUUUUUGUAUCAACAUUUUUAAACCACUUUAGAAUUAUUUAUUAAAAUUAGAUGAUGAUUCCAUAAAGAAAUUAACAUGUGAGAAAGUAUAAUGAUAUUAUAAAUUUAAGGUAUGUAAUACUACUUUAGAAAGAUUUUAAGUAAUUAAAAAAUAAGCACUUGAUACAUGUGAUAAAAAUGAAGAAUUAAUGGCUAAAAUGGGAGUAAAAAAAAAUGAUGCUUUAGAUAAUCAAAAAAUAAGAAUGUAAUUUUAAUUGGAUGAAGAAGAAAUAAAAAAUAUUAUGAUAACUAAAUUAUAUUAAUGA